AGCAGACUCACAUUGGUAGGAGGCGAGUCAUUUGUCAGCGAUGUCAAAGAGUCUGAAGAAGAAGAACCACUGGACUAACAAAGUCCACGAAGCUGUGCUCACCAGGAAUAAGGAGGGCGAGCUUGGGUUCGAGUUAAAAGGGGGCGCAGAGAAUGGCAAUUUCCCAUAUUUCGGGGAGGUGAAGCAGGGCAAGGUGGACGUACAGAGCGGCAAGCUGUCCCAGGACGAGCUGCUCUUGGAGGUCAACGAUACGCCGGUGGCAGGGCUCACCAUCAGGGAUGUGCUGGCCGUGAUAAAGCACUGCAAAGACCCUUUCCGGCUGAAGUGCGUUAAGCAAGGAGGUGUUGUGGAUAAAGAUCUCCGGCAUUAUCUCAACCUACGGUUCCAAAAGGGUUCAGUGGACCACGAGCUUCAGCAGAUCAUACGUGACAACCUCUACCUCCGGACUGUGCCGUGCACAACAAGACAGCCCAAAGAGGGGGAAGUCCCAGGUGUGGACUACAACUUUGUGAGCAUUGAGCGUUUUAUGGAAUUAGAGAAAAGUGGGGCCUUGUUAGAAAGUGGAACUUAUGAAGAUAACUUCUAUGGCACACCAAAGCCUCCAGCGGAACCCACGCCGAUGCUGUUUAAUGUGACGGACCAACUCUUGCCCGGCGCCCGACCCAGUGCAGAGGGAAAAAGGAAGAGGAACAAGUCCGUCAGUAACAUGGAAAAGGACAGCAUUGAGCCACCAGAAGAAGAGGAGGAAGAGAGUCCUGUUGUCAAUGGCAACGGCAUCGCCAUUACACCAGAAUCGAGUGAACAUGAAGACAAGAGUACGGAUGCUUCUGGGGAUGUACCACCCCAUUCAUGUCCACCCGAAACCCCCACCCUCACCGCCACAGAUGCCCCGGAGGAGGAAGGAGAGGUACCCAAGUCCCCACAAGACUCCCAGGAGAAUGAUGAACUGGGCCCCUUGCCAGACAACUGGGAGAUGGCCUACACUGAGAAGGGAGAAGUUUACUUUAUAGAUCACAAUACCAAAACAACAUCAUGGCUCGACCCUCGACUAGCGAAGAAAGCCAAGCCACCAGAGGAAUGUGAGGAAGAUGAACUUCCUUAUGGCUGGGAGAAAAUAGACGACCCUAUUUACGGCAGUUACUAUGUUGACCACAUUAACAGAAGGACACAGUUUGAGAACCCCGUCCUAGAGGCCAAGAGAAGACUGCAACAGCAACAGCAAAUGCAGAGCCAAGGUCUAUCAGCCCUGCCAUUGCCCACCAUAUACAGAGAAAAGCCUCCAUUUACACGAGAUGCCACACAGCUCAAAGGGACGUUCCUCACCACGGCACUGCAGAAGAGCAACAUGGGAUUUGGCUUUACCAUCAUUGGUGGGGAUGAACCAGAUGAGUUUCUGCAAGUGAAGAGUGUCAUACCUGAUGGACCUGCUGCACAGGAUGGGAAGAUGGACACAGGUGAUGUCAUCGUUUACAUCAAUGACAUCUGUGUCUUGGGCACCACCCAUUCUGAUGUGGUGAAGCUCUUUCAGUCUGUCCCCAUUGGUCAGAGCGUCACCUUGGUGCUGUGCCGAGGUUACCCCCUCCCUUACGACCCCGAAGACCCCUCUGCUAGUUCCUCCAUGCCCCCUUUGGGCCUAGUGGAUCAUCCGUUGCUGCUCAAUGGACGGAACAACUAUGAAAAUUACAUGGAGUACAUGUCUUUGACCGGCCGCUUAGUUCCUGAGUUUGGCGAGGGACUCACUCCACAUCCCCAUCCUGGAGACACUCAUCUGGACGGCUCACAGCCUACAUCCCUGACCACGCCAGGACCACCACCUGAUGACAGCGUCUCCAUGGCUUCAUCUUCAGGUGCGACGUCCGGAGCACAAGUGGCCCCUGAACUUCUGAGUCUCACUAUAACUAAAGGUGCAGAGGGGUUCGGGUUCACCAUAGCAGACAGUCCCACAGGGCAGCGGGUCAAACAGGUUCUGGAGCCACAGGGUUGUCCGGGGUUAUGUGAAGGAGAUCUGAUGGUUGAAAUUAAUCAAAAAGGUCUUCAGGGACUCAACCAUACACAGGUGGUGCAGCUGCUCAAGGACUGUCCAGUGGGAACAGAGGCCACCCUUGUCAUUCAGAGAGGAGGAACAGCAGGCCUCUUCACACCUUGGGAUCCAACAAAACAGUGGGACACUCAAGGAAGCCCGCAGACCAGUUUGACGACCACUUUGCACCCCCAUGGCGCUCCACAUCUUGGCCAGAUGCUACAUCGCUCCUCUGUUCCGGACACAGAGAGCUUUCACUUGGGUAAACCUGACCCCUAUGACCUCUAUGAGAAGUCACGUGCCAUUUAUGAAAGCAGGCAGCCAGUUCCACCUCGGUCAGUGAUGGACUCUACAGGUGUGGAGUACCAGGAAGUAGAGGUUCAUCUCCUGCGAGAGAAGACCGGCUUUGGCUUCAGGAUCCUGGGUGGAGAUGAGGCGGUCCAGGCAAUUGUGAUUGGAGCAAUCAUCGAGAACAGCCCUGCGGAGCGGGAUGGCAGGCUGCGUCCGGGAGAUGAGCUGGUCUCGGUUGACAGGAUGCCUGUGGGGGGGAGACCACACCGCUUCGUCAUCGACCUCAUGCACGCUGCUGCGCGUAAUGGACAGGUCACCCUGACCGUCAGGAGAAGAGUUCUGCUUCAGCAGGGCCAGCCAUGCGAGGAGAACGGUGCAGCGGCAAAUCAGAGCAGCUCUCCCCGAGGCCAUGCAGUGUGCCCAGUCAACUUACCGCCCACAACUGAUGUAGUAAUCCACCGCAAGGAAAGCGAAGGCUUCGGUUUUGUCAUCAUCAGCUCCCUCAACCGACCAGAAACCACAGCCACUAUAACUGUGCCACAUAAAAUCGGUCGCAUCAUCGAGGGCAGUCCAGCCGAUCGCUGUGGGAAACUGAAAGUUGGUGACCGUAUUAUGGCCGUUAACUGUCAGUCUAUUAUCAACAUGCCUCACGCUGACAUCGUCAAGCUCAUCAAAGACGCUGGACUUACUGUCACCUUGCACAUCAUACCAGAGGAAGAUGUAAACGGUGCUCAUUCCGCCCCUACGUCAGAGAAGCAGAGCCCUAUGGUGGCCCAGAAGCACAGUCCCCAGACUCAGUCCAGCCCAUCAGCCCAGCAGAGCCCCAACUUGGUUCACCCCAGCCCACCAGCACCCCACCCCAGCCCAGCCACCACGCAGCCCAGCCCCCUGCUGAUGGAGCCAGGCCCUGGAGCGCCACACAGCAGCUCACCAGUGAAUCUAACCAGCCUCCCUGUGAGUCAGCCCGGCUUAGAGGCCAUGCAUUCGGGAUCAGCGGUGACUCAGGCCACUCCUGUUGUGGAUCCAGGCAUGCCUGGGGUCCAACCCACCUCCAUCGGAUCAGUGACAGUACCACCACAGCUGUACUUACAUGACACUAGGUCGGAGGUUAAAGCCAGACAGGAUGUUAGACCCGAUAUGUGCCAGGCUGCGUACACGGACUACAGACAGCCCCCGGUGGACUACAGACAUCCCCCUGUAGCAGACUACAGACAACCACCGACCAUGGAGUACAGACAUCCACCUGCUCUUAUAGACUACAGACAACACUCCAUCGCAGAUUACCGACCACAGGACUAUGACUAUUUCACUGUGGAACUGGAGAAGAGUGUGAAGGGAUUUGGCUUUAGUAUUCGUGGAGGACGGGAAUAUAAGAUGGACCUGUUUGUGCUGAGACUGGCUGAGGACGGGCCUGCCAUCCGCAAUGGCAGAAUGAGGGUUGGAGAUCAGAUUAUUGAAAUAAACGGUGAGAGUACAAGAGACAUGAGUCACGCUCGUGCCAUCGAACUCAUCAAAGCCGGUGGUCGACGGGUACGUCUGCUGUUGAAAAGAGGCACGGGACAGGUACCGGACUAUGGAAUGGUACCUACCAACCUUUCUAUGUGCAUGAAAAGUGAAACUCUAGCCUCACCCUAUUUCUUCAUAAUGGGACACUCUAAAGACACGACAGUGCCACCUCCCGGAGUGCUGUCUCUCCAGCCACCCCUGCCUUGUCGGAAGUAGUCUCAACCCGCUAGCGUGACACUUACACUUCGCCCGUCAUCUCAUCCAGCCUCAAACCCUGGACUUGCCUCACUGACUUCUUUUGGUGGCAUUAUGUGACAGUCUGGACCAAUCACAGCUCCCCUCGUGGUCAUUCUAGCCCAGAUGCCAACAGAUUUGUGGGAUUUGGCAAACAGAAACAGAAACCAAGGGUGGCAGGUCCACCUGUAUGAGCUGUGCUUUAAAGAGGCAUUCUAACGAAGAAAGAGGAGAAGGAUCGGGAAGAUUUCAUAAAAGUGGACCGUUUACGAACAGUUGCAUACAUAUCAUCCUAAAAAGGAUUGUUGCAUCCCACUUGCUCAUCAUGAAAUCACUGAUCCGAGUUUUUUGUAGAUGAUCCGGUAACCAUCCCAGAUGAACGGCGGCUAAAGUAGCGUGGCUCGCCCUCUUGCCGCUUGAUUCUGAAUCCAAAACUUAUCACAGAGGAAUGGGCCAAACUGUCUAAGCCUACUUCUGUCCAGUGGACCCAAGCUGUCUUUAUUUGUUUAUCCUGUAGAGGUUGUUUAUUUUUUGUAUCAUUUCAAAUUGUUCAUACCACUGCCCCUAAUGAUACCAGGGGUCAAAUAUUGCAAAAUAUAUGUGUAGCAUGAGAAGAGAUUUCUGGGGCAAACCAAGAAUACAUGAACUUGACCACACAAGUAUUGAGGUUCAUAGGUCUGGUGGGAAAAAGAGAAUUUAACCGAGACAUUAUGAAACCCAGAUAAUAAGCAUAAGAGGACACAAGGAGACCACCAUGAUGGCAUCUAAAGGUAAAGUAUCUCGCCAACACAUUUGGGGUGAAUUGUGUGAAACGUCAUAGAGAGUGGACUUAUCCCAUUAGACGUCAAUAAUGAACUCAUGACAAAAUGUUGUUUGAUUUAGUCUAGAGUUGCUUUACCCAGCUGAACAUUCAGUUACAUAUCAUGAACUAAACCAAGCAAGGACUACUACACUCUCGGCUGAAGCUUAAAAGAGGACGUUUCAGAGUCUCAUUUAAGCCUCAUCUUUCCCUUGAAGUUGAGCUACAAUCCCAAACAUCACAAGCAUCUUUCCCAUGUUCCAGAAUGUUCCGUAAGUCAUGCAAGCAAAUUAGCUGCCAUCCGGACCAUUGGAUGGCAAUGAGGGCUGUUUGGUCUGAGACCAAGAGAAAUGUAGUCUUGCGAUGCGUCCUAACCUGUACGAACGUUUACAUGGAGACAUUUUCCAAGAACAUGUCAUUUGAUUUUUCUUUCUUUCAUUAUUUAGUCCACAAAAUGAAACAAUGAUUUGAUAUGUGGCUUCAUUCAUGUACCGUCUGCGGCCGAAAGUCAUUCACUCGUCUGCCCAUAUUGACAUGCCUCUUAUCAUCAUUCUUUUUUCUGUAUUCUGCCCACUGACACUCUUUUACACACCCAUCUUUGCAGUUGUAUCAGUGUCUUCAGAAACUACAAUAACAGAGUUUAACCGGUGCAUAUAUAGACCGUGUAUAAAUGCAGGAUGUAAACAUGACAAAUUACACUUUAUCUAUUGGAUGUUUAUUACUUUAAACCAUUUUCGAGUGGUUAAUAAAAAUAUGUUUUACUGAUCUCAUGUGAAUUCUACUCAUAGAAUGAGAUGUGAACUCACUGAUAACACAUUUUAAUGUCACAUUAGUUCAUGUUUUACAGAAACAAGAGUGCAUCCUCAUGAUAUGGUGCUCUAAACUCCUUCCACAGUGUUGUGGCCGCUAUCUGAAUGAUUGCAAACAGUGUACCGUUGCUAAGCUGUUUCGAACUUCUCUCUACCCUUGAGCGAGUAUACCGGGGCCUUAAGAUCAUUCUUUUGGGAACCGCAUUACACUGGUAGUGCUGUGUGUUUUGCAUUGUAGAUUCAAAAGAAUCAGCUCAUGAGAGUCAUUCAUACGGGAAUCAGACUACACUGGUCUCCUGUGUUUUUUAGGAUGUAGAUUCAAAAGAACCGGCUCAUAAGAGUCAUUCAUUCGGGAAUCAGCCUACAUUUUGUCUCCUCCUGUAUCUUUUUUAGGAUGUAGAUUCAAAAGAACCGACUCAUAAGAGUCAUUCAUUCGGGAAUCAGCCUACAUUUGUCUCCUCCUGUAUCUUUUUUAGGAUGUAGAUUCAAAAGAACCGACUCAUAAGAUUCAUUCAUUCGGGAAUCAGCCUACAUUUGUCUCCUCCUGUAUCUUUUUUAGGAUGUAGAUUCAAAAGAACCGGCUCAUAAGAGUCAUUCAUACGGGAAUCAGACUGCACUGGUCUCCUGUGUGUUUUUUAGGAUGUAGAUUCAAAAGAACCGGCUCAUAAGAGUCAUUCAUACGGGAAUCAGACUACACUGGUGUCCUGUUUGCUUUUUAUGAUGUCGAUUCAAAAGAAUCGGCUCAUAAGAGUCAUUCAUUUGGGAACCACACUACUCUGGUCAUGCUGUAGAUUCAAAAGAACUGGCUCAUAAGAGUCAUUUGUUUGGGAUUCAGACCACUGGUUAUGCUGUGCUUUGCACUAUUGAUUCAGUAGGGCUGCCUUUAAAUAGUGCAGAAGGAAACCCUCUCAGAGUAUUUUAGUACGGCGCAUUAACAGAAAAAUGCACAUUGAAAAACUGUUAAAGAGUUAGUUCAGUCAAAAAAUUACCCUUAGCGACUGCCAAAAUGAUGUGCCGAUUGCUGAUGUCACAGCUGGUUAGGACAAAAACUAAAUCAAAACUGACCAAAACUAGUUCAUUGCUGCAUAUUAUUCCAAAACAAACUAGUGUUCGUAAUAUUUCAUGAAAAUUGAAUGCCUUGAUCCACCUCUGAAAUGACUUUCCUUUUUGGCUGGCAUCACCAAGCAACCCAUUCUCAACCGCGCCUCUUCCAGCCGCUUAUCAUAUAGAGAUCACUUUUCUCAAAAUAUUUAAUUCCUAAUAGGUAAAAUCAAGUAAUACCCUAGAUUUAUUUUCUCCGUGAUUGUCCUGUUUCACUCAGAAAUGCUUACUUGUGGAAUUAAAAUGGGUUGCAGUUUAGGGAAGCAGGAAGUAAUCGUGUUCACAAUAAAUGAUUAACACGGUUCAGGGGUUGCAUUUUCCCUCUGACAUUACAUUUUUACUUUACUGAUGGUUAAGUUUAGGGUUGGGGUUUGGGUGCAUGGUUAAUAAUGCAUUUCUGUUGACUAUUAAAUCAUUUACAUCUAAAACAACUCUCUGUCACUCAUGUCACCUCAUAUUGCCAAAUCUCAUUGGAAAUUAAUGACUUUCGGUCGCUUUGUUGAUGCAAAUUACUGUCAGUGUGAACGGCUCUUACAUUUAUCACUUGACACUAUCACAUUACAUCUGGUUAGGAUAUUGUUAGUGUUCAGCUGGGAACAGAGACAAGGAAAAGGGGUCUUCUCACAUUAUCAAGGCGUGAGCAGGGUCUCUCUGGCAUGAAUGAGUGAGACCCAGUUUUAUGGGACAGAGUGCCUUACUGGCAGGACAAAGAGCAGUAUGAAAUAUGCAUUCUACAUUAAAUAAUGUAAACAUCUUUUGAUUGCACCAUUGAUUUAAACACACAACGGUGAACAACAUGUGAAAAUGUUUUGUUAGAAUCAACUUUGUGAACAUGUAUAGAGAUCAAGAAUAGGUUAAAAAAGUAUUCUUCAAGCAGUUCUUAAAGCAGUAAUAAGGAAACUAAGGAGAGAAUACGUCAAGGUUUGUCUUGUUGCAAAAAAAUGUCCAUACCUCUGUCAUUCUGACCUUUCCAUUUGAUGGAGACUUUUGCAUUCUGUGCAAUGAUAGUGAUCAACAGAAACAUUUACAAUGGAUGAAUUUCAUUGUGUUUUUUUGAAGAGAGUAUUUUAUGCCAUGCAGUGUUUUAGCCUCUUUUUGUGUUCAUUUAAUAGUGAAAUUGACUUCUGCUGCUCUCCACCUAUCAUUCUGAUACCUGUGCCAAUGGAAGUAUGUGGAAUGUAAUUCCUGAUGAGAUUUUCAAGCAGUUUUAGUGAACCACAGAAAAUGUUAAAGAUGUAUACAGAGCUGCAUUGUACAAUGUUGCGUAUCAAUUCAAGCUUACCACAAUCCUACUUCCUAUACCGCAAAAAUCUUUGUCUUAAUUAGCAUUUCUUUUUUGUUUUCCAUUAAAUAUAUCUCAUAACAAUAUUUUCAAUUAAGAUUAUUUGUCUUACCCUAUUGGCAAAUUAGUUUUCUGUCAAAUUAUUUUUAUGCUAAAAAAAAGACAAAACAAAAAGAUGUUAUUUGACAAUAGAUAAUAAAAAAACAAACUAUUUCAAGGUAUAUUAUUGGACAAUUUUGCUUCUCAAGUAAAUGCAUAGUGUUUUAAGGUUGUUUAGAUAUUUUAUUGGAGAACAAAAUAAAUAAAAAAUUUGAAAAAAGAUUUUUGUCUGUAAAAAUCCAAGAUAGUAUUGUACUAAUGUGUGCCACAAUAAAAUCCCCUGUUCGUAUAUCCCUGAUGGUUUUCUACCGAGCACAUCAUAUUUGUACACUCCAUUGAUUCAGUCAUUGGGUGCAGUGUGCUUGAUGAAACUGCUGUUUACAUGGAGAGACAUACAGAGAGACAGUGAAGGAAAAUGUGGAUGCAUUUAUUUCACCGCUCAUAGCUUUUACUGUUUGAAGCUGUAUCCUGCCUGCUGUGAAAAAAUAAAAAGGCAAAAAAAAGAGAGAGGAAAAAAAACUUUUUAUAUAUUGAGGAAAAUAUUGAAUCUGUGAAAGAUGGCACAUACAGGGGCCCAUUCAGAUCAAUAUUACUGUCUAGUGUUAGAUGUGUAUUUACCUUGUACAGCUGUACUCCUAUAAAUAUGGUUUAAUGUAUUAUUGAUAGUUUCAAAGACUAAGUGAUCAAAUAUUUUUAUGAAAUGCAACAGUAUGGAUAUAAUAAAUUUUGCUAAAAUCUUGUUUACCUGUAUGAUAUUCUGAUAUACUGUUAAAUAAACUCUUGACAAGGUCUAAAGUUCAUUUUAUAGUUCUCAUUAUAUACUCAUGUCUGGUUCUAUGAGUGUGAGUGGUUGUUACUGAAAGAUAAU
Messenger RNA from Xyrauchen texanus (razorback sucker), 9009 nucleotides. RefSeq names its product membrane-associated guanylate kinase, WW and PDZ domain-containing protein 2-like. The record is from RefSeq and is a predicted model, not a curated record. The coding region runs from base 41 to 4033 and encodes 1330 amino acids. Gene Ontology annotation, cellular component: dendrite; cytoplasm. Gene Ontology annotation, molecular function: beta-1 adrenergic receptor binding; SMAD binding; type II activin receptor binding. NCBI's taxonomy places the organism in Eukaryota, Metazoa, Chordata, Actinopteri, Cypriniformes, Catostomidae. Gene Ontology annotation, biological process: signal transduction; receptor clustering. The transcript is spliced from 24 exons.